This is a messenger RNA of Neoarius graeffei (lesser salmon catfish), 1802 nucleotides long. RefSeq lists its product as uncharacterized. The transcript has 3 exons. Bases 417 to 1757 code for a protein of 446 amino acids. Lineage: Eukaryota; Metazoa; Chordata; Actinopteri; Siluriformes; Ariidae. The record is from RefSeq and is a predicted model, not a curated record. Gene Ontology annotation, molecular function: nucleic acid binding.
GUUCAAAACUUUACAGUUUUUCUCAAAUGCUAAAACACAAAAGCCAAUCUUCUAAACCAAAUGACCAGUUGUCUAAACACAUUUACUAAAUCUAGCCAUCAUUUGCCAAUAUCAUAAACACAUUUCACAUGAAGACACAAUUCACAAAACACAAUCCUCCGUUCUCAUAAAUCUAAACACAUUUUUCCUUGCUAAAACACAAGUUGCAAAAGAACUCUGCUCAUAUUCUCAAAUGAAAGCUCAUGUGAUGCAAAAUGCUUGCCACAGUCAGCAAUAUCUGAACACAAUGAACACACCUGGCGUCAUUAAUUACACACAACGACUCAAAAUUGAAGACACUUGUUGCUAAUGCUGUGACCACAUGUAUAAAAGCAAGUUCAGAGUGCACAGUUUGCUGAAGAUUCCAAACAAACACAAUGGAUGAAGGCAGAGUCAGGGGAAGAGGAAUUCGAGUCAGAGGAGGGAGAGGAGCUGACCAUGGAGGGAGAAGAGCUGGCCAUGGAAGAAGAGGAGCAGGCCAACGAGGAAGUGGAGUUCAAAUCAGAGGAGGAAGAGGUGCAGGCCAACGAGGAAGAGGAGGACAAGGUCCAGGAGGGAGAGGACAAGGUCCAGGAGGGAGAGGACAAGGUCCAGGAGGAAGAGCAAGACAACCUCACACCAUCAUUACGGACGAGAUGCGAGCAACAGUCAUUGACCAUGUCAUUGUCCAUGGCAUGACAAUGGCUGAAGCAGGACUAAGAGUCCGUCCAAACCUGGGUAGGUUCACCGUGGCCACCAUUAUCAGGGCAUUCAGACAACACAACAGAGUUGAAAGAAUGCCACAUAGAGGUGGGAGGGUUGCCAUAUUUACAGCGGCACAAGAAACCCUCAUUGUGGAUAUGGUUCGUGAGAACAACCUCAUCAGACUCCGGGAGAUCAGAGACAAAGUCAUUGCCGAUAAUGUCAACUUUGAGAGCAUUGAUGAUGUCAGCUUGGCCACAAUAGACCGAGUUCUCCGGCGCCAAAAGAUCCGGAUGAAACAGGUCUGUAGGGUUCCCUUUGAGCGCAACUCUGCGCGACACAAAGACCUACGUUACGAGUAUGUGCAAAGGAUAUUACAGUUGGACGCAAUGGCCAGACCUCAUGAGUACCUCUUCCUGGAUGAGGCUGGCUUCAACCUGCAGAAACGAAGCCAAAGAGGCCGUAACAUCAUUGGCCAAAGAGCAAUCACUGAGGUUCCUGGCCAACGGGGGGGUAAUACUACUCUUUGUGCGGCCAUGGGUUCGGAGGGGCUUGUCCACCGGCAUGCUGUCCUUGGGUCUUACAACACCCCACGUCUCCUCACCUUCCUAGAGGAGCUAAGAGACAUCCUCCUGGACCGCCAACACCACCAUCCUGGGCCCGCACAUCCCAUUUAUGUAAUCAUUUGGGACAAUGUCCGCUUCCACAGAACAAACCAAAUCAGAGAGUGGUUCACCACCAACAGUAACCAGUUUUUAAAUGUCUGUCUGCCACCCUACUCCCCUUUCCUGAACCCUAUAGAGGAGUUCUUCUCAUCGUGGAGAUGGAAGGUUUAUGACAGACAACCAUACACUAGAGAGAACCUCCUAAGGGCAAUGGAGCUGGCCUGUGGUGACAUCCCAGUGGAGGCCUUCCAAGGAUGGAUGCGCCAUUCCAGGGCGUUUUUCCUGCGGUACCUGGCAAGAGAGAAUAUAGCCUGCGAUGUGGAUGAGGUGAUGUGGCCCGAUGCAGCUCAGCGACAUGAUGCCGCACAGUGAUUGUGGUGUGUGUGUGGUGUGAAUAAAGUAAAUGAAAAAACUUCA